GCCGGCCCUGAGCGCCUGCCAUGGAGCAGCACCAAGAGGCGCGAACACUCGGGGACCCCGUCGCGUGGCCGCCUGGGACCUUGAGGUCUCAGACGCCCGAGGAGGAGGAGCCGCGGGUGGGCGGGUCAGCGCCAGCGGCGUCUGUUUUGGACGCGGAGGCGUAUGCGGCCAGUGCGGACGGGCUGUGGGAACUGCCAGUGGAGCCGGCGGAGCGGAGGCCCGAGUGCAGCCACUGCAGCCGGCCUCGGAAAGUGUGUUUGUGCCCAUUUCUACCAGCGAAUCCUCUACACAUCUCUACCUACUUGUAUAUAAUUCAGCAUCCAGCAGAGGAAAACAAGGUGUUGCGGACAGUUCCUCUUCUAGCAGCAUGUCUCCCCAAAGAUAAAUGUAAAGUCAAGAUUGGUCGUCGCUUCAGUGAGGAAAGAGAUCCUGAACUUUCAACUAUUUGUCGGAAGUCUGAUACAUUAAUAUUAUAUCCAGGGGCUGAAGCUGCUAAUUUGGAAGAAUUUAUAUUAGAUUCUCCUGUUUAUCCUUCCACAAUAAUCAUCAUCGAUGGCACGUGGAGCCAGGCUAAGGACAUUUUCUACAAGAAUUCCUUGUUCCGACUGCCUAAACAGGUGCAAUUAAAAACUAGCAUUUCUAGUCAGUAUGUAAUUCGGGCGCAACCAACUAAUAGGUGCCUUUCUACACUGGAGUGUGCAGCUGUUGCUCUUUCUAUCUUGGAGAAAAAUAACUACAUACAAGAGACUUUGCUUCGCCCUCUUCAGGCUUUAUGCUCUUUCCAGCUUCAGCAUGGUGCUCAAAUUCGCCUCAGCAAGGAACAUCUUCUGAAAAAUGGAUUAUAUCCCAAGCCAAUGCCAAAGAACAAACGCAAACUCAGGAAAAUGGAACUAUUAAUGAACAGUGUUAAAAUUUAGUACAACUGUUCUUAUGGUGCUAGUUAUGAUAAUCUGCAGCUGACAAUACCAGGUUAACUUUUUUAUACAUUUUAAGUCUGUGGGUUUUUGUCUAAAG
Budorcas taxicolor (takin) is the source of this 1014-nucleotide messenger RNA. RefSeq names its product DTW domain containing 2 (gene DTWD2). The transcript is spliced from 6 exons. Bases 21 to 917 code for a protein of 298 amino acids. Lineage: Eukaryota; Metazoa; Chordata; Mammalia; Artiodactyla; Bovidae. The record is from RefSeq and is a predicted model, not a curated record.